UGGCAAGCCUGCACAAUUUGAGUUGAGUUGGGUGGUCUGAGAAACGCCAACCCAAGCCCGGUCCAUUAACAGCCCUGGUUUAAUCAACUCAUCAAGCCUGCAAAUUGAGAUGGCCCGGGUCGGAAUUGCCAUCUCCACUUCCUUCUUUACAGAAUUGUGGUUUCGAGCCUUCAACGGAUAAGGAAAAACUCGAAAGAACGACUCUUCACUCCUCCGUGGUCCCUAGCGUGAUCUCCAUGUCCUGUUUUUCUAGCUCUCUCGAAAUUCAAAAAAUAAUCCAUUAAUCGAAAAAAUAAUUCAUCCAUGACUUUCAGUUUCAGCUUCUCUCUACCACUCUCAAAACCUUCCCUGCUGCUUCCUUCUCCUUCUCGGGAGCUCCACAGACACAACCACCGUGCUAGAUUCAGAACCCGAACCGUUCAAAUCUCCGUCGACUCUCCGGUGUUAUCUGACUCCCCGCCGGAAAAGAGCACAGGAGUUGUCGUUGUUGGAGCUGGGCUCGCCGGGUUAGCUGCUGCUACUCGGCUCCACUCGGAUAAUAUCCCUUUCGUCCUUCUAGAAGCUUCGGACGGAGUCGGCGGCCGCGUUAGAACCGACGUCGUCGACGGAUUUAUCCUGGAUCGAGGGUUUCAGAUCUUCAUUACUGCCUACCCUGAAGCACAGAAGAUCCUCGAUUACAAAGCACUCGAUCUCCAGAAAUUCUACUCGGGCGCUUCCGUUUACUACAACGGCGGGUUCCAUACCGUUGCUGAUCCGCUGAGGCAUUUUCCGGACGCGCUAAGGAGCCUAGCAAACCCUAUCGGAUCCGUUCUCGAUAAACUACUGAUCGGGUUAACGAGACUUAGGGUUUUGAGUAGAUCGGAUGAAGAGAUAUUGUCUGCAAAUGAGGUUCCCAUUAUUGAUUUGCUUAAAACGUCAGGGUUUUCUGAGUCCAUCGUUGAUCGGUUCUUUCGGCCAUUCUUCGGAGGGAUUUUCUUCGAUAGGGAACUCGAAACCACUUCGAGAUUGUUCGAUUUCAUCUUCAAGUGCCUCGCUUUGGGCGACAAUGCGCUUCCCGCCAAAGGAAUCUCUGCAAUUCCAGAACAAUUAGCAGCCAAACUUCCCUCCGGCUCGAUUUUCUUGAACUCUAAGGUCGUCUCCAUCGAUUUCGACAAUUCCAAGUCCAACCCCCCGAGCGUGAGAUUACAGAGCGGAGAGGUCCUGAAGAGCGAGCUAGGAGUGAUCGUAGCAGUCGAAGAACCUGAAGCAGACAAGCUUUUGGCGGGAAAGAUCGCCGGACGACGGCCCGGGAAGAGACGGCCUCGGAGUACGGUCUGUUUAUAUUUCUCAGCUGACCGGGCUCCGGUUCGGGAACCGGUUUUGUUCCUUAACGGUUCCGGUUCGGGAAUCGUAAAUAACAUGUUUUUUGCCACUAACGUGGUUCCAUCCUACGGUCCACCCGGGAAGACAUUAGUAUCGGUUUCGUUAAUCGGUACGUACGAGGGUGUCUCUGAUGAGGAUCUGGCAUCUGAGGUGGUUCGUGAGCUUUCGGACUGGUUCGGGAGUUCAACCGUGGGCUCAUGGAAACAUUUGAGAACCUACCAUAUCGGGUUUGCACAGCCGGACCAGAGCCCACCAACCGAUCUGAUGAAGAACCCGAAGAUUGAACUAGGUGUCUAUGUUUGUGGUGACCAUCGAAACUCUGCUACUUUUGAUGGAGCUUUAGUUUCGGGAAGGAGAGCGGCCGAGGCUCUACUAAAGGAUAGAGCUUUGGCUGCUGUAUAGCUGAAUUUUUCAUUAAAAUUCAUUCUUAGUCUAUUUGUUCUUUCUGUAAUUGAAUAUCAGCAAGUUUAUAUACAUGUUUAGCUUGUCUAUUCAUAUACUUUGAAGUUCAUACUAAAUUUACUACUGGAAUUGAAAAUUUAAA
Nelumbo nucifera (sacred lotus) is the source of this 1906-nucleotide messenger RNA. Its product is annotated as FAD/NAD(P)-binding oxidoreductase family protein. The record is from RefSeq and is a predicted model, not a curated record. Lineage: Eukaryota; Viridiplantae; Streptophyta; Magnoliopsida; Proteales; Nelumbonaceae. Gene Ontology annotation, molecular function: oxidoreductase activity.